Molecule: messenger RNA, 1613 nt
Organism: Triticum aestivum (bread wheat)
Lineage: Eukaryota; Viridiplantae; Streptophyta; Magnoliopsida; Poales; Poaceae
Product: nucleolar protein dao-5
Exons: 4
Coding region: 118-1350 (410 amino acids)
Biological process (GO): regulation of DNA-templated transcription
Cellular component (GO): nucleus
Molecular function (GO): protein heterodimerization activity; transcription cis-regulatory region binding
Source: RefSeq, a predicted model, not a curated record
AAAUAAAAAAAGAGCGCCCAUUUCUCGGUUGGUUCGCGAAGCUUCCGCGCGGCCCCGAAAGAUUUUGAACUCGAGCAGAGCUCUCGGCGAGGGUUUGGGCGGCGGAGGGAGGCGGGCAUGGCCGGGAAGAAGCAAGCGGCAGUGAGCGCCGCGCCUUCCGAGGGCGAGGAGGGCGCCGUCGUCCCCAGCUCCACUGCCAAGCGCGGAGCCGGCAGACCUAAGAAGGACCCCGUCCCCGCCGCCGCCAGCCCCGGCUCCGCUGCCAAGCGCGGGCCUGGGAAGCCUAAGAAGGAUCCCGUCCCCGCCGCCGCUGCCAAGCGCGGGUCCGGGAGGCCUAAGAAGGGCGCCGCCCCCGCCGAGUCCGGCGAGGGCUCUGCUCCGGAGCCCGGGAAGAGCGAGAUGGGGGAGGGGGAGAAGGGGGCGACCCCGAAGAAGCAGGGGAAGGGGGAGAAGGAGAAGGCGGCGACCCCGAAGAAGAAGAAGGAGAAGGGGGAUAAGCCGGCGAACCUGGAGAAGAAGAAGAAGGGGGACGCGGCGGCGACCCCAAAGAAGAAGGAGAAGAAGGGCGGCGAGGCGGCGGAGCCCGGAUCCGGAUCUGGGAAGCAGGAGCCGUCAGGCGAAGCGGGGAAGCCCAAGCCCACGCCCAAGAAGACGAAGCAGCAGGCGUCAGACGGGGCGGCCAAGGAGACUCCCAGCAAGAGGAAGCGCGAUGACGCCGGGGAACCCCAACCCCAGAAGGCGGCCAAGAAAGCUGACAAGGCCACGCCCACCAAGAAGAAGCAGGCCUCCUCCGGCGGCGCUGAGAAGGCCACCACGCCCAGCAAGACACCCCAGAAGGAGGCAAAGAGCGCCAAGAAAAGCCCCGGCAAAGCGGAGAAGGCCACGCCCACCAAGAAGCAGCAGGCCUCCGGCGGGGCGGAGAAGGCCACGCCGAGCAAGAGGAAGCACGGCGAUCUGGAAUCCCCAAAUGCGGCGAAGAGCGGGCAGAAUGGCUCUUCGCCUGCGAAGAAGCAGAAGGGCAAGGCGGCAGGGGCGACGCCGGUGGCCGCCGAGCCGGGCACCUGCAGCUUCCCGAUGGCGCGGGUGCGGCUGCUGAUGCGGGACAAGGACGCCACCAUCCGAUCUAACAAUGAGGCCGUCUUCCUCGUCAACAAGGCCUCGGAGUUAUUCUUGGAAGUAUUUGCGAAGGAUGCUCAUCAGAAUGCCCUGAAGGAACGUAAAAAGUCAAUUACCUACGAGAACCUUUCAUCGGCGGUGUGCAACGAGAAACGGUACAAGUUUCUAUCAGAUUUCGUGCCGCUGAGGGUGACGGCCGGGGAUGCGCUCAAGGCUGUGGCGAAGGAGCCAUAGAAUGGACAGACAAGGUGGUGGGUGUGGUGCAUGUCAUGCCAGUACUUGUGCUGUGCUAGCUAGCCUGUGUAGCGUAGGGAGGGAGAAGGAAGGACGUGAUCCGAGGGUCGAGCUGUUUGUACUAGUAUGUUCUUCUGUCUGUCUGUACUAGGCAAGGAUAGGUUGAGUAACAAACAGAGUAAGACCUGUGCCUGUGCCUGCGCCUGUGGGUAACUAUGUCAUGAGAGGUGUCUUGCGGGACAAGACUUGAUUUGGUUUGAUUA